Molecule: messenger RNA, 1569 nt
Organism: Aricia agestis (brown argus)
Lineage: Eukaryota; Metazoa; Arthropoda; Insecta; Lepidoptera; Lycaenidae
Product: UDP-glucosyltransferase 2-like
Exons: 4
Coding region: 1-1569 (522 amino acids)
Molecular function (GO): UDP-glycosyltransferase activity
Source: RefSeq, a predicted model, not a curated record
AUGUUUGGAGGAACGUUGUGUAGUUAUGUGUUUCUCCUGGUUAUAUAUCUGACACUAGAAACAGAAAGUGCAAGAAUAUUAGCAUUUUUUCCUACGCCGUCAAUUAGUCACCAGAUUGUGUUCCGACCUUUAACACACGAACUAGCCAGGAGAGGCCAUGAAGUCACCGUCGUUACAACAGAUCCAUACUUUCCAAAGGGCAAAUCUCCUCCAAACCUCACCGAAAUAGACGUGCAUGACAUUUCGUAUAGCAAUUGGGCUGAAGUUUUAACAAACCACAAUAUGGGUGAGAAAAAUAGUAUAAUGAAGCAAAUUGAGUUCUUCUUCAAGCGCUUUGCAACAACCUUGGAUUUGCAACUGCAGACGGCAGAAGUUCAAGAAAUAUUGAAAAAGGACAGAAAAUAUUAUGAUCUGCUCAUCUUGGAAGCUUGUAUCAGACCAUUGAUGGGUAUAGCUCAUGUAUUCGAUGCGCCCAUAAUACUAUUUAGCUCUUUUGGAGCUGUUGCUAAGCAGUAUUCUGGAUUCGGUUCGCCGAUGCACCCACUCCUAUUUCCAACUCCUGGACGACAACGGUUAUAUAAUCUUUCUUUUUGGGAGAAAGGUUUUGAGCUGUUCAAGCACGUGAUGUUGGAGUAUUUGAUAAGUACAACGGAACCUUUUGAUCAUGAAAUAAUGCAAAAACAUUUUGGAAAAGAUGUUCCACGUAUAGGAACUUACAAGGAUAAAAUGAAGAUGAUGUUUAUCAAUGAACAUCCGAUUUGGAAUGACAAUAGACCAGUGGGUCCUAACAUACUUUUUGUUGGUGGAAUACAUCAGUCUACUGUGAAGGAGCUACCAGAUGAUCUGAAGAAAUAUCUCGAUUCGUCUAAGCAUGGUGUCAUUUUCAUGAGUUUUGGAACUAAUGUCUUAGCAUCUGCAUUACCGAGAGAUAAAAUUACCGCAAUAACAAAAGUGUUUUCACAAUUACCAUACGAUGUUAUAUUGAAAUGGGACUUGGAUGAACUGCCUGGGAAGCCGGAUAAUGUAAGACUUACAAAAUGGAUUCCACAACCAGAUAUGCUUAAACAUCCAAACAUUAAGCUGUUCAUAACACAAGGUGGUCUGCAAUCUACUGACGAAGCCAUAGACGCAGCGGUACCGCUUAUAGGCAUACCAAUGCUGGGCGAUCAGUGGUACAAUGUGGAGAAAUACGUCAAGCAUAAUAUCGGACUACAACUGGAUAUUCACACUCUGACUGAAGACAAAUUCAAACAGGCUAUAGAAACCGUUAUUAAAGAUCCAAGCUACAAACAAAAUAUUACAAAGCUUCGAAGUCUUAUGAGGUCUGUUCCUAUCAAGCCUUUGGAUCAAGCUGUCUUCUGGGUGGAACAUAUUCUGGAACAUGGAGGUGAUCAUCUCCAGCCACCAUCCAUAGGUGUCAGUUUCACCGAAUAUUACGAAGUGAAACUAGUAUUAGUCCUUUUAGGUAUUUUAGUAUCAAUUUUGUUAGCAUUAGCUUUUAUUAUUAGAGCUAUUGUAAAUAAAAUAUACAAAAAAUUUACAAUAAGUGUUAAGAUUAAGCAUAAUUAG